AAUAAACAUUGGAAAACAAAAAUCCCCCAAAACUUCUUAAACCUAACCCCUACUGUUCUUCCAUCAUCGAAUCAGAGAACUCAAGAUCACUCAACUCACUAUCUACUGACCUACUGAUCCUUUAAGCUUUAAUCGCUAGGUUCUCGUUCUUUCCCUUCCGCACUCUCCUCGUAUACCCAAGAAUCACUUUCAGGUUUUUUCUCUAUUGCUUUUUACUGUUUUUCGAACUCCAUUUGACAGACGAAGAAGGGGAUUUGGUUUAUUAAUGGUAGAAUUGUUGAGGAUGUUAAAAUCAUUUCCUUGAAAAAUAUUAAUCUCUGGUUUGUUUUUUCUAUUUGAUUAUCUUUAGUAUGAUUUCUAGUUUAGUGUAAAAAAAUGGGGAAAGGAAGACCUAGAUCAGUGGAGAAAGGUGUGUUGGGGAAUAACAAUGCUUGUUUAUUAGAAGACGAAAAAGUGAAGAAGGUAAUACCACAAGGUCCAGUAUAUUAUCCAACUGAUGAAGAGUUUAAAGAUCCAUUAGAAUACAUAUACAAGAUUAGGCCAGAAGCAGAACCAUAUGGAAUAUGUAGGAUUAUUCCUCCUAACAAUUGGAAACCCCCUUUUGCUUUAGAUUUAGAAUCAUUUACUUUUCCUACUAAAACACAAGCUAUACAUCAAUUGCAAGCUAGGUCAGCAUCUUGUGAUCCUCAAACAUUUGAAUUGGAAUAUAAUCGGUUUUUGGAAACUCAAUUUGGAAAGAGAAAUAGGAAGAAAGUGGUUUUUGAAGGCGAAGAUUUGGAUUUCUGCAAGUGUUAUAACGCCGUUAAGCGUUAUGGAGGUUAUGAUAAGGUUGUUAAGGAGAAAAAAUGGGGUGAAGUUUAUAGGUUUAUUGUGGGUUCAGCUGGCGUCGGGAAGAUUUCAGAGUGUUCAAAACAUGUUUUGUCUCAGUUGUACCGUGAACAUUUGUAUGAUUAUGAAAUGAUUAACAAGAAGAAUAAGCCUGUGACUUUGAAAAAGUGCAAGAGAGGUAUGAGGUGUGAUAGGGUCAAGAAAGUUGAGGACCAGCAGUCAGAUGGUGCUUCGACUAGUAGUUCCUUCAAGAGGAGAAAAAAGAACUCACAUGGAGACGUAAGCAAAGAUGACAAGUUAGAGAAGAAGAAAGAAGAAGUAAAUGAGUUUGAUCAGAUUUGUGAACAAUGCAAUAGUGGGUUGCAUGGAGAAGUUAUGCUUUUGUGUGAUAGGUGUAAUAAGGGUUGGCAUAUAUAUUGUCUUUCACCGCCUCUAAAGCAGGUGCCUACUGGAAACUGGUAUUGCUUGGAAUGUGUGAAUUCUGAGAAAGAUAGUUUUGGGUUUGUGCCUGGUAAACGCUUCUCUUUAGAAACAUUUAGGCGUCUAGCUGAUAGGGCUAAGAAGAAGUGGUUUGGCUCAACAACUCCAUCUAGAGUGGAGAUAGAGAAAAAGUUUUGGGAAAUUGUGGAGGGUUCAGUUGGUGAAGUUGAAGUUAUGUAUGGCAGUGAUUUGGAUACUUCUAAAUAUGGAAGUGGAUUUCCUCGUGCUGAGGACUCACGGCCGCCAGCAAUUGAGGUUGAGGUUUGGGACAAGUAUACAUCUAGUCCGUGGAAUCUCAAUAAUUUGCCCAAAUUGCAAGGAUCGAUGCUUCAGGCAGUUCAUGAAAAUAUUGCUGGUGUGAUGGUGCCCUGGUUGUAUAUUGGGAUGUUGUUUUCAUCGUUUUGUUGGCAUUUUGAGGAUCACUGCUUUUAUUCGAUGAAUUAUUUACACUGGGGGGAGCCAAAAUGCUGGUAUAGUGUUCCUGGUAGUGAAGCCCAUGCAUUUGAACAGGUUAUGCGAAGCAGUCUUCCCGAUCUAUUCGAAACACAACCAGAUCUGUUGUUCCAGCUUGUCACCAUGUUGAAUCCUUCUGUUCUGCAAGAGAAUGGUGUUCCAGUAUAUACUGUACUCCAGGAGCCUGGGAAUAUCGUCAUAACUUUUCCCAGGUCUUAUCACGGAGGUUUUAACUUUGGCUUGAAUUGUGCUGAGGCUGUUAAUUUUGCACCUGCUGACUGGCUGCCCCACGGUGGUUAUGGUGCUGAGCUGUAUAGGUUGUAUCACAAGGCCGCAGUGUUAUCUCACGAGGAGCUCCUGUGUGUGGUAGCCAAGAGUGGCUGUGAUAUAAAGGUGUCAUCUUACUUGAAGAAAGAAUUGCACAGAGUAUUUACUAAAGAGAAAACUUGGAGGGAGCGUUUAUGGAAAAAUGGCAUCGUGAAGACUUCCCCAAUGUAUGCACGUAAGCAUCCUGAUUUUGUUGGAACUGAAGAGGACCCCACUUGCAUUAUAUGCCAGCAAUAUUUGUAUCUUUCUGCUGUUGGAUGUGGAUGCAGAAAAUCCACCUUCGUCUGCCUGGAGCACUAUGAACACCUCUGUGAGUGCAACCCUGCCAAGCAACGUCUUCUCUACCGUCACACACUUGCCGAAUUGGAAGACAUGGCACUUUUAGCUGACAACGGUGACUUAGAUGAGGCAUGCAAAACUAGAAGCUGCCGGCGACAACUUUCAAGCUCUAAUGAUAUACCUAUUUUGGCAAAAGAGGUAAAAGGUUGUCGGGUUACUCAUGUUCAACUCGCGGAAGAGUGGAUUUUGAGCACUAUUAAAAUCCUUGAGAGCUCAUUUUCUGAGUCUGCAUAUGUCAGUGCACUAAGUGGAGCUCAACAGUUUCUAUGGGCUGGUCCUGAAAUGGAUCCGGUGCGUGGCCUGGCAAAAAGUUUGGUUGAAGCCAAGAAAUGGGCUCUGGAAGUAAAGAGUUGCCUCUGCAAACUCAAGUCAUGGCUGCAACAUCGAGUAAAUGAUACACAGAAAGUGACUUUGGGAUACGUAGAAAAUUUGUUGAGUGUUAAUCCGGUUCCUUGUAAUGAGCCUGGGCAUCUCAAAUUGAAGGUCUAUACAGAAAAAGCUAAGUUGUUGGUUCUAGAGAUAAAAUCUGCACUUUCACCAUCUUCGGGUGCCUCAAUAGCUGAUUUGGAAUUAUUAUACUCUAGAGCAAGUGAAUGUCCAAUUCAUAUAGAAGAAAUGGGAAACUUAGCAAAAGAAAUCUCUUUGGCAAAGGCUUGGAUAGAUAGCACAAGGCAGUGUAUCUCGGUGGAUAGAUCUGUUAAAGUUGAGGUUGAUGUUCUUCACAAGUUAAAGUCAGAGAUGUUGGAGCUUCAUGUUCAGUUCCCGGAAAUGGAGGUGCUUUUGGACAUUUUAAGGCAAGUCGAAUCGUGGCAAGUUAAGUGCCACGCAAUGCUGGAAGCUCCUAUCACUUUGAAGGACCUUGAAAUUCUUCUCCAAGAUGCAGAUAAUUUUUUUUUUGCCAUUCCUGAGUUGAAGCUUUUGAAGCAAUAUCACCUUGAUGCUAUUUCAUGGAUUUCCCGCUUCCAUCAUGUUUUAGUAAAUGUAAACGAACGGGAGGAUCAAGAUAAACUUGUAGAAGAACUAACUUGUAUUUCUGCGGAUGGAGCAUUAUUGAGAGUACAGGUUGAUGAAUUGCCUCUCGUUGAGGUAGAAUUAAAGAAGGCAUGUUGCAGGGAAAAAGCUCAGAAGGCAAGUCGAACUCAAAUGCCUCUUACCUACAUCGAAGAACUGAUUUCCGAGGCUGUUAUACUUCAAAUUGAGGAUGAGAAAUGGUUUAAAAACAUUUCUGGAGUACUUGCUGACGCAAAGUCUUGGGAAGAACGAGCAAAACAAGCUCUCAGAAAUUUAACUCAGAUGUCAGACCUUGAGGAUCUUAUGAGGACGUCGGACAGAAUUUUUGCGGUUCUACCUUCGCUAGUUGACCUCAAAGAUGUAUUAUCAUUUUCUAGAUCAUGGAUUAGAGAUUCUCAACCAUUUCUGGCGUUGUCUCUUCUAUCCAGCGAUCCUUCAAGUUCUCCUGUGAAAUUUGAUUCCCUUAAGGAGCUAGUUUCUCAGUCAAAACUUUUGAAGGUGCGCUUGGAAGAACCAAGGAUGCUUCAGGAAAUGUUGAAGGACUGUGAGUCCUGGCAGGAGGAUGCUCAUGCUUUAUUAGAACAAGCAGAUUCUUUCCUGAUGCUGCACAAUGUUAGUGUAGAUAAUGGGUGUCACACUAGGAUCGUAGAGCUACUUCAGUUGAUUCAGUCUGUCACAAUGAAAGGACAGCUUUUAGGUGUUGACUUUGACGAGAUUCCAAAACUUCAAAAAGUUUCCUCCAAACUAGAGUGGUGCUUAAGGGCUAUUACAUCCCUCCUCGCAACUCCUUCACUUAAGGCAGUUGAUAGCUUAAUAGAAAGUGCAAAGUCUGUCCCAUGUGAGCGUGAUGAUUUGGUAAAUUCGUUGAUUGAUGGUGUUAUCUGGCUCAAGAAGGCACUGGAAAUAGUUUCUUCGCGCGGUAAAAGAUGCAAGUUGAGUGAUGUUGAAGAAAUUGUUGAUGAAGCUCAAAUGAUUAAAGUCCCUUUUCCAUUGAUGGUUGACCAGCUUGUUAUUAGUAUGGAAAAACAUAAAUCCUGGCAGGAGAAGGUGCAUGUGUUCUUUAGUUCAAACUCCGCAGAGAAGUCCUGGUCCGCGUUGUUACAGCUCAAGGAAUUUGGGGAUUCAGAUGCCUUCGAUUGUCCAGAGUUGGACAGAGUUAACUCUGAAAUUGUAAAAGUUGAGAAGUGGAUUCUUUCUUGCAAAGAGAUCAUUGGUCCUUCUGUUAGUGACAUGAACUCCUUGUGCACUGCUUUAGUCUCAAUAAAGCAUUCCAUGGAUAGAUCCAUCCAGUUAUAUCAAGACGCGAGCUGUUGCAGUGCCAGAAGUUUGCAUGUGUGCUGCUUCAGUGCUUCUGGAAAUCAAGAAAUAUUUGCUUGCUUCAAGUGUAAUGACAGGUACCACCUUUCAUGCCUGGGGUCAAUGUUUCCUAUAACAAGUCUUGCAAGAGAAAAUACAUGCCCUUAUUGCCUUCUUUUGGAAAGUGGAGCUGUAUCUCGAAAUGAAUGCCGUAGUUUGAUAUCCAGGGGAGCACGCCCUGAACUGAAGAUGCUCAAUGAACUACUCUCUGUGGCCAACGAUUUCUGCAUGCGGAUUAAAGAAAUAGAUAUUCUUGAAAAGCUCGUGGAACAAACUCUUGCCUGCCAAUCCCUAAUGGCAGAAACUGUGGAUUUCGUCCUUGGUUAUCAUGAUAAAGAUAUUGUCCCAAUAUCUCGAAGACUUUUGGUUCCCUUGAAGGCAGUAGGAGUUGCGGGUGUGUUUGAUCAUGAUGGUACUCGCAACUUGGAGAUGGCAGUAGUGAUACACUCGUGGAAAAUCAGAGUCAAGAUGCUGUUUGAGAAUUCAGAGAAGCCGCAUAUCCAAAACAUUCAGCGCAUGCUGAAAGAGGGGUCACAAUUGAAUGUGCCAUCUGGUGAUUAUUUCAUCCAUGAACUUACAAAGAUGAAGUGUGUAGGUUUACAUUGGGUAGAACUUGCUAGAAAGGUUGCCUCGGAUUCUGGGCAUCUCGAGUUGGAUGAAGUAUUUAAAUUAAUUAGGGAGGGUGAAGACUUGCCAGUGCAUCUGGACAAAGAGAUCAAAUUAUUAAGAGAUCGUAGUGUACUUUAUUGCAUUUGCCGGAAGCCUUACAAUAACAAAGCACCAAUGAUUGCUUGUGACUUGUGUGAAGAGUGGUAUCACUUCGAUUGUGUUAAAAUAUGUGAACCAGCACCAAACAACUACCUCUGUCCUGCUUGUAAGCCCCUGGAGGAGAAAGAGCCUUUGUCGUCACUACUAAAGGGAGAGAGAUUAUCUGGGACUGGGUCUGAUGAUGUGGGUCCUCAGACACCUCUUCCUCAGGGCAACGAAUCGAGGAGAAGACGUAGAAAGUUAAGUUCUAAUAGAAGGCGGCAGACGCGGAUGUUGGUUGCGGAUCUUGGAAUGAUGUUAAGGCACUCUGAUGGCAUUGAUCAAUUAUGGUGGAGAAAUAGGAAGCCUUUGAGGAGAACAUCUAAAAAACGUGCGGAGUUGGAAAGCCUCUCCCCGUUCUAUAAUUUGUAACAUUAACAGAUCCAUCAGAUAGUUAUUAGUUCAAUUUAUUCAUUCGAUUAGUUGUUAUUCUUAGUCCCGUGUUCUAUUAAAAAGUUCGAGUUGCAUUAGUUUUUUCUGUAGGCUACGACCUGUAUAAAAGGGUAUCAAUAUUAUGUUUCUACCAUGCUGGCUA
Papaver somniferum (opium poppy) is the source of this 6136-nucleotide messenger RNA. RefSeq names its product lysine-specific demethylase lid-like. Gene Ontology annotation, biological process: chromatin remodeling. The coding region runs from base 376 to 5973 and encodes 1865 amino acids. Gene Ontology annotation, cellular component: nucleus. The transcript is spliced from 33 exons. The record is from RefSeq and is a predicted model, not a curated record. Gene Ontology annotation, molecular function: DNA binding; histone demethylase activity. Lineage: Eukaryota; Viridiplantae; Streptophyta; Magnoliopsida; Ranunculales; Papaveraceae.